Chionomys nivalis (European snow vole) is the source of this 2118-nucleotide messenger RNA. RefSeq names its product zinc finger protein 431-like. The coding region runs from base 38 to 1264 and encodes 408 amino acids. The transcript has 5 exons. Gene Ontology annotation, biological process: regulation of DNA-templated transcription. Gene Ontology annotation, cellular component: nucleus. NCBI's taxonomy places the organism in Eukaryota, Metazoa, Chordata, Mammalia, Rodentia, Cricetidae. The record is from RefSeq and is a predicted model, not a curated record.
GUGUGUCGAGAGCACAGGCAAGCUGGGCUGUUGCACUAUGAAUGCAGUGACCUAUGAGGAUGUGCAUGUUGACUUCACUCGGGAAGAAUGGGCUUUGCUGGAUCCCUCCCAGAAGAAUCUCUACAAGGAUGUGAUGCUGGAGACCUACAGGAACCUCACUGCUAUAGGCUACAAUUGGGAAGACCAUAAUAUUGAAGAACAUUGUCAAACGUCUAGAAGACAUGGAAGGUACAUAAGAAGUCAUAGUGGAGAAAAACCUUCUGAAAAUACUCACUUCGCAUAUCACAGACAUCUUCAAAGGCAUGAAGGAAUUCAUAAUCAAGAGAAAUCCUGUGAAUGUAAUCAAUGUGGUAAAGUUUUUACACACCGUAGUAGUCUCCGAAUACAUAAAAGGACGCAUACUGGAGAGAAACCUUAUGAAUGUGAUCAGUGUGGUAAAGCCUUUGUAAGUCAUGGUCUUCUUCGGAAACAUGAAAGGACACACACUGGAGAGAAACCUUAUGAAUGUAAUCAUUGUGGUAAAGCCUUUGCACAACAUUGUAAUCUUCAGAUUCAUACAAGAACACAUACUGGAGAGAAACCGUACAAAUGUAAUCAAUGUGGCAAAGCCUAUGCACGUCACAGUCAUCUUCAAAUACAUAAAAGAACACAUACUGGAGAGAAGCCCUACAAAUGUAAUCAGUGUGGUAAAGUCUUUUCAGAGCAAUGUAAUCUCCGAAUACAUGAAAUAACACAUACUGGAGUGAAAGCCUAUGAAUGUCAUGAAUGUGGUAAAACGUUUGCACAUCAGAGUUAUCUCCGUAUUCAUAAAAGAACACAUACUAGAGAGAAACCCUAUGAAUGUGAUCAAUGUGGUAAAGCAUAUUCACGUCACAAUCAUCUUCAAGUGCAUAAAAGAACACAUACUGGAGAGAAACCCUACAAAUGCAAUCAAUGUGGUAAAGCCUUUGCACAGCAAACUAAUCUCCAAAUACAUACAAGAAGACAUACUGGAGAGAAACCCUACGAAUGUCAUCAAUGUGGCAAAGCUUUUACAAGUAAUGGUCAGCUUCAAAUUCAUAAAAGAAAACAUACUGGAGAAAAACCUUAUCAGUGUAAUCAAUGUGGGAAAACCUUUGCACAUCAAGGUAGCCUCCACAUACAUAAAAAAAUACAUACUGGAGAGACACCUUACAAAUGUAAUCAAUGUUUGGCAGCCUUUGCACAUCACAGUCAUCUUCGAAUACAUAAAAGAACACAUUGGAGAGAAACCCUACAAAUGUAAUCAGUGUGGUAAAACCUUUGCAUAUACCAGCUGUUUUCCAAAAUCAUGAGAAAAAGUUAUACUGCAGAGAAACCCUAUAAAUGUAGUGAGUGUGGAAAAGUUUUGCACUUCAUUGUAUUAAUACAAGAGUAAACCUUUUGUUGUAUAAUUGAUAUGUUAAGGUCUUUGCAUGUCAGAGUAGUCUUUGAGAACCUCAAAAAACUCAUACCGAAGGCAAUCUGAAAUGAAAGGAUUUGGUAAGAUCUUUAGCCAACUUACCUAAAUCCAGUUACACAAGAUUGGAGGGGAAAAAAUCUGACAAGUGUCAGCAAUCUGUUCAAACAUUUGAUGUCCCUCUUUAUUCCAUUUGUACCACCAAAUUCAAAUGGAUGAAAUCCCGGUGAAUUUACAAAAUAAGGUAACCCUUUCAGAUUUUACACUUUACCUCACUUACAUGAAAUAACUCAUCCAUGUAUAAAACUCCAUGGAUGUGUAAUAGUGCCUUUUCUUUGCUGUGAUCAACAUAAUAUUUAAGCCACCUUAGGAAAGAGUUUAAUUUUCCUAUGGGUCCAGAGUGAUACAAGAUCACCAUGCAAGUGGCAGGGCGCCAAGUGGCAGGCUUAGUAGCCAAAGCAGCCUUCAGCAUGAAGCAGAGAGUGGGAAGUAGAAGUGGUGUGUGGAUGGAAAGUCUCAGGCCUGCCCCCGGGACGCAUUUCUUCAGCCCAGCAGCAUUUUUUAAGUCUUCCCACAUGAUACCACCAACUGUGAAGGAUUAAUUUCUCUGACUUCAAGCUGACUUGCUUGCUUUCUAUUACAUGAACCAAUUCAAGAUGAAGAAAAGCCUUAGUGCAGUGACCUAUGAUGACGUGCAUAUU